CACAUUUGUGGGCGCAACCGGUCAGUUCAGAGGAGCCGUUCCGGCCGAAGGGGACUGUUACUCUGUGCUCCCUGCUUGGAAACUUUUAGGAUACUCUGUAACAAACAAUUUUUUGCGUACCUCUAUGGAAAUGAAGGACAUAUUCACCCCAGACUGAAGACCCGCCAUUUAGGACUUAUUUAUCGAUUCUUUUUGUAAGCAGACAGCAACUUUUAACUAUUUUACUUGCGUUUUUUAGGCACGUGUACUAUUACUGUACUCACAAUGGCCGACAGCAAGCAUCCCCACGUCAUUUUCUGCAACGACUCACCCAAAAGAGUUUUGGUUUCUGUCAUCAAGACUCCGAUCAAACCCAGGAAAGUGGAGACUCUGACUCCCACAAGUCCAGGUUUCAGCGACUUCAUGGUCUACCCUUGGAAAUGGGGGGAAAACGCCCACAAUGUAACCCUGAGCCCGGGCUCGGCGAGCGGGGCCGCGUCCCCAACCGGGUCACAGACAGCCAGGGAGGCGGACACAGCUCCGUCUCCUGAUCAGAUCAAGGAUGGCAUCCGGAGAGGCCGGCCCCGAGCAGACACGGUGCGGGAGCUGAUAAGCGAGGGCGAGACCUCCUCCAGCCGGAUCCGAUGCAACAUCUGCAACCGGGUGUUCCCCAGAGAGAAGUCCCUGCAGGCUCAUAAGAGAACACACACAGGAGAGAGACCCUAUCUGUGCGACUACCCUAACUGCGGGAAGGCGUUUGUCCAGAGCGGCCAGCUGAAGACUCACCAGCGGCUCCACACCGGCGAAAAGCCGUUUGUCUGCUCAGAGAAAGGAUGUGGCAGUCGGUUCACCCAUGCAAACCGUCACUGCCCCAAGCAUCCUUUCUCUCGUCUGAACAGAGAAGAACCGAAGGCGGGUCUGGGAAAGGCUCAGUCUGUGGAUAACAAGGCAGUGGCAGAGUGGCUUUCUAAGUACUGGCAAACCCGCGAGCAGCGUGCUCCUACAUCCACCAAGUUGAAGCCGCAGGGCAAGGCGAGCGCAGAGGACCAGGAGCAGCAAGAUCCCAUGGAGUUCCUUCACUCUGACGAGGAGAACGGAGAGGAGCCGGAGGCCAUGGAGGAGGAGAAGGGUAACCAGGGCGGGGCGGCCAAACGGCGCCUUCAGGAGCAGAGAGAGCGUCUCCACGGCGCCCUGGCCCUCAUUGAGCUGGCCAACAACCUGUCGCCCUGAGCUCCCACUGACCCGACCUCCUCUAAUCCGCCUUCCUGCAGAACGUGCUGUAGCUAAAAGUUCUUCAUAAACGCAGAUCAAUGCCUAGUUUAGUUGUAAAACCAGACUUUGA
Molecule: messenger RNA, 1321 nt
Organism: Xiphophorus hellerii (green swordtail)
Lineage: Eukaryota; Metazoa; Chordata; Actinopteri; Cyprinodontiformes; Poeciliidae
Gene: znf367
Product: zinc finger protein 367
Biological process (GO): regulation of transcription by RNA polymerase II
Cellular component (GO): transcription regulator complex; chromatin; PcG protein complex
Molecular function (GO): RNA polymerase II cis-regulatory region sequence-specific DNA binding; DNA-binding transcription factor activity, RNA polymerase II-specific
Source: RefSeq, a predicted model, not a curated record